UUUAUUAAAGUGAUUUCAGAAAAAAAGAAAAAAGAAAAGGCUCUGCUACAUCGUUAGUACUGAGAUGGCAUCCCAAUCCAAUAGAAAGAAGAAACCUGUGUCCAAAUCGUCAUCUUCUUCGCCCUCUCUCUCUCUCUCAUCACACCAGUUGACAUGCUUGGUGCAUCUCACUCAACUAUUUGGCGGCGAUUGAUUGGGGUUUAAAAAAGAUAGAUGAGGGGAUAUCAAUUGAUAAGCACUUCACAGAAGCUUUGAUUGAGACAUCACCAGCCUUCAUUUCCACUACCUUUUCAAAGCUCCGUCAAUGGCAUACUUCAACCUCUCUUUCCUCGCCCUCCUCCUCCUCCUCCUGCCCCCACUCGCUCUCCUUCUCAUCCUCUACCUCAUAGUCCGGCCCCGCUCUGUCAAGAUCCCAAUCAAGAACCGCCACGUGUUUAUCACCGGAGGUUCCAGCGGAAUCGGGCUGGCAUUGGCCCAUCACGCCGCCUCCGAGGGUGCCCGAGUCUCCAUCCUCGCCCGCUCCGUCGACAAGCUCGAGGAAGCAAAGAACAACAUCCAACUCUCCACGGGCAUUGACGUGUCGAUCUUCUCUGCUGACGUUCGUGACUACGAUGCAGUAUCAAAAGCGGUGGAGGAGGCAGACCCCAUUGAUGUGCUGAUUGUCAACCAAGGGGUCUUCGUCCCUGAAGAACUCGAGAAGCAGGGAUUGGAUGAGGUGAAGUUCAUGGUGGACGUAAAUCUGAUUGGCAGCUUCAACAUGAUCAAAGCUGCUUUGCCCAAAAUGAAGAAAGGAGACAGUAUACCCCGUUCGAUUGCUCUCAUGUCUUCCCAAGCUGGUCAAGUUGGUAUCUACGGCUACACAGCUUACUCUGCGAGCAAGUUUGGGCUUCGUGGGUUGGCCGAAGCUCUGCAACAAGAGGUGAUAUCUCAUGAUAUUCAUGUUUCUCUUAUAUUCCCUCCGGACACAGACACCCCUGGUCUCACAGAAGAGAUGAAAAAGCGGCCGCAACUGUCUAGGAUUAUAGCAGAGUCAUCAGGGAUGAUGAAAGCUGAAGAAGUUGCAAAGAAGGCUUUUAAGGGGAUCAAGUCUGCUGCUUUUAUUGUGCCUUGUAACCUUGAAGGGGCGUUGCUGUCUAUUGCCACUGCUGGGAUGUCUCCUCAGAGAUCGUUUGUUAUGGCAUUUGUUGAAGUGGUUGCUGCUGGUUUGGUUCGUCUUGUUGCUCUGUUUUUUCAGUGGAAUUGGUAUAAUGGUAUACACACGUGGCAUGCACAGAACAAAAGGGCCUGAACUUGGUGAUGUGGGAGCAUCUAUUAGACUUUCCUAAUCUAAGUGGGCAUCAACCAAUAAGGCUAAGUUUUAGUUAUAUUAAAUUAAUAGGCUUUUAUGUUACUUGUUUUCCUAUUUGUACUAGGAUUUGGUUUAAUUACCUGUUUAUGUUUUUAAUUCCUAUGUCAAUUAGGUUUUCUAUAUUCUAGUAUAAAUAGGCUGUUAAGAGGCUCUUGUAUUUAGUUUUUGUUGAUGAAUAUAAUUUCAGACUUUAGUCUUUAAAGUUUCUGUUGGGAUUGUGCCCCAGAACUCAA
Molecule: messenger RNA, 1581 nt
Organism: Prunus dulcis (almond)
Lineage: Eukaryota; Viridiplantae; Streptophyta; Magnoliopsida; Rosales; Rosaceae
Product: 3-dehydrosphinganine reductase TSC10A-like
Exons: 4
Coding region: 305-1288 (327 amino acids)
Biological process (GO): sphingolipid biosynthetic process
Cellular component (GO): endoplasmic reticulum membrane
Molecular function (GO): 3-dehydrosphinganine reductase activity
Source: RefSeq, a predicted model, not a curated record